UUUCCCCUAAUUUAGAAAAUAACAAUGAAGAACAAAUAAACACUUGCUUUGAGAAAUACGAUAAUCAUUGAGACAUGAGAGAUGGAGAAGACGAAGGGAGGCGUAGAGAAGCAUACUGAUAGUGAUGAUGAUCGGAAGGUAGCUUUCGCCAUGGAUGACCUUCCUUUCAGAUUUUUCCAGUUCUUUGUGCUGGCUGCUCUUCGCAUUGAUCUCAUCCAACCUGGUCGCAUCCUUUGCUCUCUCAAAGUUCCUGAUCGUUUGCUCAACGAGAACAAUUCCUUGCGCGAAGGAGCCUCGGCGUUACUCGUCGAUUGUCUAGGUCAUGCAGCGGUGAAGACUUUGGGCCCUUCCUCCACCGGAGUCUCCCUCGAAGUCAACCUCUCCUUUUUGGAUGCUGCUUAUGCCGACGAGGAGAUUGAGAUUGACAGCAAGGUUUUGCGAAUGGGAAAGACCAUUGCAGUAGUUAAUGUUGAAUUUAGGAAGAAAAUCAAUGGUAAAAUUAUUGCUCAGGGUCGCCUCACCACCUACGUACCCGUCUCCAGCAAGUUGUAGUCAUGAACUUUCAAUAUUGGACGUUGAUUUUCCUCUCCCUCAUGUACUGAUACUGUUUGUAAUUUCUAUAAUGUUAAUUGUCAAACAUAUCGUUUUAUUUUUUUUUAUUCUUCCAUAUUUGUAAAAGGGUUUUCUCCUGUAUAAGAAGACCUUAAUUGUACAUAUUCAUUAGAAAAAAGAAUGAUAAUUAUUUUAUUUCUCCAA
Messenger RNA from Benincasa hispida (wax gourd), 756 nucleotides. RefSeq lists its product as uncharacterized. NCBI's taxonomy places the organism in Eukaryota, Viridiplantae, Streptophyta, Magnoliopsida, Cucurbitales, Cucurbitaceae. The record is from RefSeq and is a predicted model, not a curated record. Gene Ontology annotation, molecular function: fatty acyl-CoA hydrolase activity.